Molecule: messenger RNA, 2679 nt
Organism: Paramecium tetraurelia
Lineage: Eukaryota; Ciliophora; Oligohymenophorea; Peniculida; Parameciidae
Exons: 2
Cellular component (GO): endoplasmic reticulum
Molecular function (GO): lipid binding
Source: RefSeq, a predicted model, not a curated record
AUGAUGAAAAGAAUUAACAACUCUAAAUUGACAAUAGGAUUCAAAUAAAUAGCUUCUAUGAUAAAUCAUUCUACUAAUUUUCAAUCAUAUAUACCUGAUGACUCUGAUAAACUAAAUGAUUCCUCGCUAUCACUUAGUGCUUAUGAGCCAAGCCAAGUCGAUAUCAUGGAAUAAGUUGAGUAAACUGAUGAUCUGCCUGCUGCAUAGAAAAGCAGAAUACACCAAUAAGCAGAUCUUUAUCUUAAUUAAAUCAAGAAUUAUUUCGGUUCCUAAAAAUUACCCCUUAUCAAAUUGGACAGAAAAGGAUUACUCUAAAAAUACUAAUGUGUUACGAAUUUAACAGAUUCUCUAUUAACUUACUAUUCAAAUCUAGAAAAGAGUUUCGACCUUUAAAAUUAAGCUUCUCUAUUAAGUAAAUUAUCCAAAAAAGAACCUUUAUCAACUUUAGAUCAAAUUGAUACAACUCAAUAACAUAAAAUAUUAUUUUAAGAGCUGACCAAUGAAUAAUAAUUAUUACUCAACUCCUUUAUAUAAGUUCAAGGCCGAAACAUUAUAGUACCUCAUUGGAAUAAUAUAAAAUAGUAAGUCAAAUAACUCAAUUAAAUAUUCUAAUAGUAACGAUACUAAAUUCUCAAAGUAGCAUAACCUCAAAUUCAAUCAAUUUAGAAAACUUAUCUUGAUGAAUAUAAAAAUAUUAAGAAAAUCAAAAACUAAACCCAAUCUCAAUAUGAUGAAGUGUUCCGCAAAAAUUAAAAUUAUGAGGGAUAAAAAUAAUUACUUGAAAAAGAUUUAGAGUCUAACAACACCUAGUAUAGAGAAUUAAAAAAAAAUAAAACUAAUCCAGAAAAACUAAUUAAAAUGGAAAUGUCUAUCAAAUUGUCGACCUAAUAAUUAUCUACAAUAUAACAUAAAUUAUAAAGUUCUAAAUAUGAAUUAAAGGAAUUAUAAGUUGCAAUAACUAAAACAAAUUAAUAAUUAAAUGAAUUUAAAGAUAAUUGGGAUAGAUAAUUUAUUGUUAUGUAUCAAACAGUCAUCAGAUCACUUUUACAGACCCAUUAUGAUAAUUAUGAACAAUUUCUGAAGUCAUUUAAAAAUAUUCUAAAAUUAUAGAAUGCUUUAAAUGAUUCAUAUUUAAGUUAGAGUCAAACAAAUCCUCCAAAUUUAUUAUUACAUCGAUAAUCAAGAACAGUAUCAAUGGAUGAAAUAGACCCUCCUCGAUUAAUGAGGAAUGAGAAAGAAGAACUCUAAGAAUUGAUAAAAAAAUUCAAAUUUUAUGAAGAUCAAAUUCAUUUAUUUGAAAAGUAUGAUGGAGAAUGUUUGGACUUCUUUGUAGAAAUUGGAGAGGUUAUUAAGAAAAUGAUAUCAGAUGAAAUAAAAAUUCAUUUAGUUUAACUAAAGGAUAUUUGGAUAACUGAUUUAUUCACAAAGAGUUUUCCAAAGGAUAAAUAAUUUUAUUAAAAUCUAUUUGCUUAAAUCAAAUUGAUUACAAACAAUUUUAUUGAUGACAGAACUAAACUAUAUAAAGAGUAUAAAGAAACUUAAGUAUCAGUUAAAGAGAGAAUUAAUAAUAUCACGUAUUUAUUCAAUUGCAUUUUGAAGGAUUCUGAAAAAUUUAAUCCAGGUAAAGUGGAUGGAUUUACAGAUUAUUAGAGGAUGAAAUAAUAAUUUAGAUAGAAUUAUCUCUAAUAUCAAUAGGAAGCAGAGUAGCUCAAAUCAAAAUUAAGCUAAUAUGAAAAUAAAUAUAAACAAUACAUUGAUUAACAUUUUGAAAUCAUCUCAAAGACUAAAUUUCAAUUCAUUUUAUCUUUUGCCACUCUUUCAAGGAGUGUAGUUAAUCAUACUAUGAAAAUGAUUGAUGAAUUCGAUCAAACGUAUCAAUAAUAGGAUUAAAUAGUAAAGAGUCUACUUGAUCAUUAAACUAACAUCUCAUUCACUCCAAAAGAAAUCUAAAUCAAUCAAACUUAAAGUUUACUCCAUAAUAAUAUAACAACUAUUCCAAAAAUUAGUUCUAGAUCUAAUAGCUAACUUACUAGAUAACCAAAUGACACAGUAAAUUCAAUGAAAGAGACAUUUGUAUUAAAAUAAUUAAUAAGAGUAUUAUUUCUAUAAUGGACUAAAUCCAUCUAUUUCAGAUAGAAAUUUAUGACAGAACUAUAUAGAUCUUUAAAUAAGAAGAGACCAUCUUAAUUAGAUGAAAUUUAUGUUACAUUUAUAGAUAUAGGAGGUGAACCCCCAGAGGUUUUAUAAUUUAUACCAUAAAAAAACACUGAUUCAUGCAUAUUUGAUUUAGAACUAUCGUUUAGAGGGUUCUUUUAUAUGGAAUUAGAAACUUUUGUUACUAUCAGCUGGGCUAAAAAGCAUUUGCCUGUAACUAUUAAAGUUAAAAUUACAUCUUUAAAUGGCCGAUUAAGGUUGUGUUAUACACCAAAUUUUAUUGGCCGUAGCUGGGUUUCCUUUGUAGGAGAACCUUCUAUGAAUAUUAGCAUUGAACCUACCAUAUCUAAAUAUAAUAUUUCCGUUGCAAAUGACAUAAUAAAAGAAUUUCUUAUUUAUAAAAUCAAGAUGCUAACCUACCCAAAUAGAGAAACAAUUACAGUCCCAUUAGCUGAAUUUGAAACUGAAAUACCUCAAAGUGCCCUUGACAAAAUUAAGUAGUUUGUUGAUAAAAUGAAAAAUUGA